UGAGUAGGACAGUUCUACGGCACUUUCGGCUAAGAAUUCAUUUCAUUAUUGUAACGUUCGUUGCGUUCGAGGCAUCGCGUGUGCGCGUCUUCUCCAAACGGAACUUAACGCUUUACCGCAUUUAGUUAACGUGAAUUUCUAGAGUGCCAGUUGAAAUAGCUGUCCGUGUGUUUGUGAGUGUGUUGGUUAUUGUACGAAGCAGCAAGCAACACAGCACUUAACGCUUUCAAUUGCUUAAAGUAACAACUGAAGCGAAGAAAAUUUUCUUCUUUUUUUUUGUUGUCUUGAUGUUAACGGUGAUACAAAUUACCUGAGAAAUUUCUUACAUAUUUAUUGCUGAAAAUGAAAUUUGUGUACUAAUAUUCACACUUACAUAAGCACAUACAUACUUACAUAUGUAUAUCACUGCAAUUUGGCGCAGAAAUAAAGUGAAAUAAAAAAGAAAAUAAUUUAAGAAACCGCAGAGAAAUUACGUUCAUAAAAUUUCGUAAUUUUGUGAAAGUGUUUUGUGUCGCAUGACAAUUGGCAACUGGCAACUACUCGCCCACUGACAGUUGUGGGCCAUUUGUCGCUGAUUAAUCCACUACGCUGUCGCAUUGGCGAUUCGUCACACAUUUUCGGCUGUGGAUAUUAUGUUUUACACCUUCGCAGUGAGCGCAACCGUUUUGUAAACCAAAGAAAGUGGAAUUUAUUAUUCAUCUGCAAUAUUAUGAAAUUUGUUUGGAAAGUGUGAAAGCAAUAAAGAAUAUAAAGUACAAGAGUGUUAAGGUGAAGUGUGUUUUGCUGUGGGAGAAAAAUUGCAUUUUAAUAAGCUGAAGCUGAACCAGAUAAAGAAAUAAUUUUAAACAACAUAUCACUUCAGGUGCCAGCAAACUAAUAAUUCCUUAAAAAUCUUUGCGAAACUGAUUACCCCAUCAUAUUAGUGACAGAGUCCAGCUACACAAACCCGAAUGCAGUAUCUCACCUACGCACUGCAAACAUCCUCGCGUUUCCUCACAACGUCCGUCAACAACGCCACCACCACCACCACCACCACUACAACCAACAACACCGCCUACAACAAUAAUAUCGACCCGCAUUUGAACACUUUUAGCAGUGCACAAACCAACAACAACAUAGACACAAAUUAUCCUUCGCAUAAUCCCAACAACAUCAACAACAAUCAACAUCCGCUUCACACCAUUUCGAGCAAGACAUUAGCGACCUCUUACCGCAGCUGCAGCAGCAGCAAUCCGCCAACGAUACAAGCAGCUAAAACCUCAAACGCACAUAUCGAACCCAUCCACAGGUACCAAACGCCAUCGACGACAUUUACCAAACCAACAACAAAAGCAACGAUAACUACACUUCCACCACUUCCGCAUAACACUUGCGUCGAGUACGUCUGCAGCGGCGCCACAACGUUCGGAGCAACAUCAGAAGUAGCAGCAGCAACAGCAGCAGCAGUAGCUCCGACAGCGUCUGUAACAGCGACAGCGGUGCCGCAACCCCAAUGAAAUUUACUCACGAUUAAUGUUAGCAUUGCGCGCAACAAGCUGCUCUCAUUCUUCAAUCGCGACAUGGCCGCAACGGAUGGCCAAAUAAUAUUGGCCGCCUCCCGCUUCGGUGACACCGAACCGCCGGUAUAUUUGCGCGAAUUUUCCAAACAAAAAUUGCCCGCUGUCGCAAAAAUCAUUAAGGGGCAACAUCAGAAUCUUGGUGUGCCAACGCUCUCGGCGCCAUCGUUGCAGAGUACAGCACUUUUUCUAAGUGCCGGCAAGAAGUACCAGAUACUCGCGCAACCGAUUAAAAUUAAGGAGGGACGCAAGACGACCAAUGUUGGCGCCAAGGUGCUCAUACCGGAAACAUAUCCCGGUUACUUUGAGCUACUCAGCGAAGAUGGUCGUUCGACGCGUUGCAUCGAUUCGGUGCUGGAACUAUCGAAACGACGUAAUUUGCGCGUUCUGGUGCGUGAAACGUUCCGGUGCACCCAGAUGAAUCGUACCAUUCACGCAGGUGAACUACUAACGACGAUGAACGACAAUGGCAAAUACUUGCAAUGCAAGAAUAUAAAAGAUGAGAUUAUCAAUUUGCCACUCGAUACCAAAGCGAAAUUCUCACCGAUCGCCAAGGAGGAUAGCAUUAGCGGAGUGCACACGGUGAAGAAUCUACUACUAAAACGGAUGCCAGUCAUUGUGAGACUGGUCCAUGGCAGUGCACCCAAGGGUCUCAAGCAGCCUUUUGUUCCGGAGCUGCGUCUACUCGGCUGUGUGGAAAUCGAUCGCGUAUUUGCCCUGCCGCUGCAGAAAGACAACGAUUUGGUGCCAGUGCCGCUCAAUGUGAAAAUUAAAUUGCAACGCGCACGCAAUAUGGAGCAGCUGGAACACUUUAUUGAAUAUACGCGCUUCCUGGAGAAGGCGCAACGUUUACUGUCGGAUGCACGUGAUCGUCUGCAAGUGGUGGAUCUCAAGUUGUCGGAGAAGGAGAAAAAAGACUCCAAGUUCAGUAGUCGGAAUAAAUUGCCCGUAGUUAUGUUGCCAUCAGCCUCCGUAGCCGGCGGUCUAAUGGAGAACGGAUAUGUGCUGCGCAAGAGCGCCAGCUGUGAUGCUUACGGCAAAGGUAUUGGUGGGGCAGCGGGCAUACUCACCAGCGCCGAGAUAGCCGAGGAGUACAACGAAAUAGAUCAUAUUUACGAUUAUGUGCGCGGUUUAACGCCUCUCUCUAAGGGACUGACACGCUUCGAGCCGAUCUGCGAAACGCCGACAAUCAAGUCGCAUCACACCGACAGUAGCGGCAACUACUGCAGUCUCAUUCGUGUGGGUGCCCCAGCUAAUAGUGGCAAUACUAACAACAACAAUAACAACAAUAGUAAUAGCUUAAACGCUAGCAGUGGCAGCAACACAAAUCACAGUGGCGGUGGGGGCAGCGGAAACAACAACAAUACUAACAAUAACAACUACAGCAGUUUAGAGUCGGUGAAGCAGACGAAUACAAACACAAACACAAACAGCAGUCACAAUAGCAGCAAUCAAAGCCACAACAACAACAACAACAGCCACAACACUGGUGGCAGUGUCGGUGGCAAUCAUCAUCAUCACCACCACCAUCAGAGUCACAGCCACAAUCAUCACCACAGCCACCCACAUCCACACGCGCAUCCACAUGCGCACCAGUCAGGCGGUGGAGCGGUGGUAAAUCACUACCAUCACAGCCAUGUGCAGGAGGACAUCAAACCAGUGCCACCGCCCAUUGAGACCAUACCGGGCAAGAAGUUGCCAGAGAAGCGGCAACGACCCACACUACCAAAGCUUUAUCUGAAGAAUACGCACAGUGCGGGCAGCAACACAGCCACCGGUGCGACAGCAGCGGCUGUGGCGGCAGCGGCAGCAGCCGCCUCUGCGUCCAGUCACCAUCAUCAUCAUCAUCACUCAACGCAGGCGCAACACCCACAUGCUGGCAGCUCGACGGCUGCGGUGGUGAAUGCUACAGCUGCAGCAGUUGCAGCGCACCACUCUCAUCACCAUCACGGCAAAGUGCUAACGCCCAGCAACAGCAAUAGCAACAAUGGUGGUCACGCUGCAAAUGGGCCGCUUAGCGCUGGCCUUUUGGGCGCGAGUAAGGAAUGCAGCCUGGAACCACAAUCACCGCUCUUUCAUAUAAGGUACAAGAGUCUCAGCAGUUUGCAGCUGACACCUGAAAACACCUCCAUUGCAGCAACGCCGAUCUCAAGCAAUUCCAAAGGUAACCAGUCAGCCGCAGUGCCCCCCGAUGUGGUACUCAAAUGCAGCAGCAUCCUCAAUCAUCAGACGCAUCAUGCGCCACACUUACCACCGCCACCGCCGCCACCGCUAAGCAAAAGCGCCAGCACUGCUGGUGGCUUGGCAGCGGUGACUGGCUUGGGUAUGGGUAUGGGUGUGGGUGUGGGUGUGGGCGUCAUGCACCACAAUCCGCGCGAAGGCACACUCGACUCAUCACGCAGUGGCGGGCGCACCUCCGGCGACUCAAACAAGUUGCCCGAAAAGAAGACGCGUCGUCUAUCGCGUCCGCGUAGUCUAUCGAAUUUAGUCUGGGAUUUGCGGCCAUCCAAAGAGAAGUCAAAAAAGAAAUUAUAUAUACAUCAUUUUGAUCAUCGCCAGCAGGCGACGUUAUACUUGUAGUCAGGUGGCAGGAAAUAUGUCAGGGUGUGGUAUGAAGCAAAUGCGGGGCAAGUUUUCGAAGUUGUUGCCAUAUAUACAUGUACUUUAAAGAAGAGCAAUCGUAGAGGUAUUGGGCAGAGCUUUUUUGCGGUGGAAUGGAAUGAUUACGAACCAAUGAAUGAAGAAUGAUGUUGCCAUCACUUAAAAAAAAAAGUUACACUUAAAUGGAUUUUUAUGCAUUACCUUAAGCUUCUGAUCCGAUAUCCUUAUCCAAGUAGAAAAUGCAAAUGGAAGUGUCUUCUGCUUCUGCAAUAUCAGCGCUCAUGUCAAUUGGAAAUCACGCGAAAAACACACAUCAAUACAUUAAGGAAAAAAAUGGAAAGCAUUUUUAAAAACGAAAUCUACAUUUAUACAAAAUUUUAACCAAUAGUUUCAAACUAUGCAUAAAAAAUGUGUGCAUGGAAAAUUAGAAAUGUGACUUACAACCUUAGUAGCAAAAGCUUUAAAACAAUUUUUUCUCAAUUUAUUAAAUUGUGCCUUUUAUUAAUAAAUACAAAACACAAAAACAAAAAAAUCUUUGAAAAUGAGAUGUUAUUGAGUUGACUAAAUGCAAAAACUAAAAAUGUUUUUAUUGGCUGGCUAUCUGAAAGUACGCAGUAGUGCCUUUUGUGAACUUUGGAAUUCGGUAAAUUUACAAUAAUUUAGCCACUGGCAAAUUUUCAGUUUUUCAGUUAAAUAAUUUGUGACAAAAAUUUCAAUUACAAAAGCAACAACACAACUAGCGCAUUUUCAAUAUUUCAGUUAAAUAAUUUAUAAGAAAAUGAUUUCUAUAUCAAAAGCAACAACACAACUGGCGCAUUUUUAAUUUUUCCGUUCAAUACUUUUUAACAAAAAAUUUAAAUUACAAAAGCAACAACACAACCAGCGUUUUUUUCAAUAUUUCAGUUAAAU
This is a messenger RNA of Anastrepha obliqua, 5066 nucleotides long. RefSeq lists its product as uncharacterized. The coding region runs from base 1560 to 4136 and encodes 858 amino acids. The transcript has 5 exons. Lineage: Eukaryota; Metazoa; Arthropoda; Insecta; Diptera; Tephritidae. The record is from RefSeq and is a predicted model, not a curated record.